Cladocopium goreaui is the source of this 565-nucleotide messenger RNA. NCBI's taxonomy places the organism in Eukaryota, Dinophyceae, Suessiales, Symbiodiniaceae. The record is from the annotation of a GenBank genome assembly.
GUCGUCCAAGGAGUCGUCCAAGGAGUCGCCCAAGGAAACCACGCUGAAAGAGCCACCUGUGUCCAGUCCGGGAGAGGCUGAUGGUUUGGAGAAGCAUCCUUGGUUGCUGGCAGAUGGUCGCCUGGUCACAGCUCGCUUGGAAGGUGAGAAUCUGGCCUUGAAGCGUGCUGUGAUGAAGGCCCGGAGAGAGAUUGAUGGGCUGCUGAAGGGAAGGGCAGAAGCAGAGGCCCGGGUGAGGGUGCUGAACGAAGAGAAUACAGCGGCAGCAGAGGCGUUGCGCCGUUGCACUAGCUCCCUACUUCCGGACCCAAAGACACCAGGCGCAGAAGCUGGCGCCGGUGGAAGCUUUCGGGGCAGCUUUGGUCUCAGCGAUGGCUUCACGAGUCUCGGCCUGGGCCUGGGGGGACGAGGAUCGACAAAGAAUGGAGAUCCAGGAACACCCGUGGCACAGAACGUGGAUGAGGCAAAGUCCUUGAAAUACACUGCUUCUGGUGACUCUGCUGCUGGAGGAAGCACUGGUGUUGGUCCAGGUGUUGGCCUCAAGGCUAAGGCACUGAAACGCUGA